AUGGAUAAGCAAAUGAUUUUCAGUUUUCAAACUUAAAAACCUAAAAUUAGAGAAUAGGUUAAAAGAUUAGAAUAUUUUCAAUAAGAAUUAUCAUAAAUUUAAGAUCUUUCAAGACAAAAUAGAUCCAAAAGUUCAACAGAUAUGUAUAGUAUCACUACAGCAGAUAGUAGAUAAUAUUAAGGUUAUUAUGAGGAAGUAUCUGCAUUUGCUUUACCAAAAAAAGAUAUUUUUAGUUAAUCUUUAAAUAAAAUCCAAAUAAAUUAACAAAACAAAGAAAUAUAAACUGAAAUUCUACCCAAACCAAAGUUAGAGAUUUUAUAAGAAAAUGUCAUGUAGUUACAAUUAUAAAAGGAAGAGAUAUUUAAUUAGAUUAAAACAAUAAAAAAAGAAAAUGGAUUAUUAAUUUCUUAAAAUAAAUCAUAUGAAAUAGAAAUAAAUGCAUAGAAAAACAAAAUAAAUGAGUUAAUUAAUGAGUAAAAUGAUAAAGAAUAAUUUUAUUAAUAGACAAUGUAACAAUAAAAUUGGUAAAUAAAACAAUUAACAAGUGAGUUAUAAUAAUUAUACAAUAAAUAAUAACAACUGAAUAAUUUAGAAGGUAAUAAUUCAAUUUAAUUGUUUUUGGCUUAACUAUCAUAAGUUGAAUAGGAGAAUAUUGUUUUAGCUUUGAAAGAAGUGAUAAAGAUUAAUAAAAAUGAUAGAUUAUAAGUGAUUUAAGAUUGGAUUAAUAUUUAGGAUAUAAAAGAAGAAAUAAUUAAUAUGAAGAAGCAUCACAAUAUAAAAUUGAAAGAAGUAAGUAUUUUGAUAAAAUAUGUUUUAGCUUAUGGAAUAAAUAAAAAUUCUAUAAAAUGAUUAAAUGAUUGAGCCANAUUUACCUAAGAAAAAGUUCGGAAAACCUAAUGAAGAUUUUCCAUGUAUUUUAAUAAUAAUAAUUGUAAUUAGCUUUUAGGAAUGAACUUUCCCUAAAGGAUUGCAAUUAAUGCACUUUUGCUCUCAAAGUUAAAUUUAUAACUCGCAAUUCUAUACCUUCAAAAAAAAAGGAGUUUCAAAUAUCUUAUAAUAAUUCUCUAUAGAAAGAAUAGCGCUUUGAAAUCACUGUUUCAAAGAAGAAAAAAUAAAACAACUAAUUAUUUUGUUUUUGCUAUAGUGGUGAAUGA
Paramecium sonneborni is the source of this 1154-nucleotide messenger RNA. The record is from the annotation of a GenBank genome assembly. Lineage: Eukaryota; Ciliophora; Oligohymenophorea; Peniculida; Parameciidae.